AUGAAGAACUUGACGAACCCCGAGCUAGAGCUACUGGGCCUCUCGCGUAAAAAGUCAGACCCAGGACCAUUCCCCGACCAAGAGCAAGAAGACGCGUUCGCACUACGCAUGCUUCACCUGGGCGCGCGUUGGUGGCCAUCCCUCAAGUUCUACGAACGCCACACAAGAGACGACAUAUAUCCUUACGGUUCAAUUUCAUAUCCUUACGGUUACCACUUCCCAUCCGACCUACAUGUUGCCUACACGCCGACCGGCUCAGGAGUCUGGGUCCUGGCGGUAUGGGCCGAGAACUCGCAAACAUGGUUGGAAGAAUACGAUGCGCCCCGAAAGCCAGAAGACUGGGUGGACUUGGCGUAUUGCAGAACAAUGGAGGAGCGAUAUUUUGGUGCGACGUUCUAUGAGGAUGUCGAGCAGUGUGAUAAGCUGCCGUGGGAUUUGGAUGAGGGUGUUAGGGAAGGUAAGAGAUAUGAGGAGUUGCUGCGGAAGAUGGAGGAUGAUAAAUAUCUCGACGAUUGGAUGAUGAGCCUAUGA
Molecule: messenger RNA, 531 nt
Organism: Alternaria arbusti
Lineage: Eukaryota; Fungi; Ascomycota; Dothideomycetes; Pleosporales; Pleosporaceae
Exons: 2
Coding region: 1-531 (176 amino acids)
Source: RefSeq, a predicted model, not a curated record